Messenger RNA from Lindgomyces ingoldianus, 1257 nucleotides. RefSeq lists its product as uncharacterized. The record is from RefSeq and is a predicted model, not a curated record. The transcript is spliced from 5 exons. Lineage: Eukaryota; Fungi; Ascomycota; Dothideomycetes; Pleosporales; Lindgomycetaceae. Bases 1 to 1227 code for a protein of 408 amino acids.
AUGGCAGCAGUCGUUCCUCAUCACCUUAAUGAGGAUGGAGGGCCGGUCAUUCUCGGGUCAACCCUUACAGUGACGAUUUUUGCUCUGGUCACGAUGACCGCCCGCCUGUUGGUGAAAUGGAAGAUGAUCAGGAAUGUUGGGUGGGAUGUGAGAUCGCCCGAGCAAUUUGACGGAUGCGUAGUAGGCCAGGCUGUCAUAAUACCAGAGGUUUAUUUUGGAGCAGGAAGACAUAUUGACCACAUAGCACCAGCGGGCUUCCAAGUAGCAUUCAAGUUGAACUUCGUCACGCAACCUAUCUACUUGGUAGCUCUUUGUUUGGUUAAGCUGUCGAUUGGGUACUUCCUUCUCCGUCUUGCUGUUACUACGUUCUACAGGCGGGCAAUAAUUUUUAUAAUGACUUUUAUGGGACUAUAUACCACAGCUUGUUUCUUGACCAUUAUCCUACAAUGUACCAAUCUCGCGGUUCUGUGGGAUCCAACAGUAAAGGGUACGUGCUGGGGUGUAACCACGCUGAAGGCUCUUAGUUAUACAAACGUUGCCUUGAACAUUACAACCGACCUGCUAUUCGCUGUCAUAAUCCCAAUUCCCAUGCUCUGGAGCGUACAAAUGAACUUUCGACAAAAGAUGUCACUCAUUGGCAUUCUCGGGCUUGGAGUCUUGGCCACAGCUGGCGCCCUCGUAAAGAUCAGCUAUCUUCCCAACUACGGAAAGACCGGCGACUGGCUUUGGGAUUCUCGAAACAUUACCAUUUGGACAGUAAUUGAAUGCAAUAUUGGUAUCAUUGCCGGAAAUCUCCCGUGUCUGAAACCACUCUUCCGUACCAUCCUUAGCUCCACCUACGGUCGCGGCUCGUGUAAUACAACACCGAAAUAUAUUUCACGACCCUAUGGUUCUGGGACCCGAAAUCACCACUCGGCUAAGGCGUACAAUUCGCUUGUUUCCAGCAAAGGACCAGAUGACGACUUUCGACCUUACGGUGGCGGCGACGAAGCAGUCAUGAUGACCAAUAUCACGGCGAAAGAGCGGCACGGUAGUAACGGCAGCGUUCGAGACGAGAGUUCAAGGAAGAAUAGCGCUGACAGCGUCGCGUGGCCCGACGAUAAUCCGGCAGGCAAGAUGGGAGGGAUAAUGAAGACAACAGAAGUCAAUAUCUCGAAGACUGAGCGUCAAGCGGAAGACUUCGACGACCCGAUGAGGCAGGAGAGCAAGGAUGCGCAUAUAGUAUAAAUUCACGGAGAUAGGAAUCUGGGCCUAUGG